Messenger RNA from Corvus hawaiiensis (hawaiian crow), 3221 nucleotides. RefSeq names its product spermatogenesis associated 1 (gene SPATA1). Bases 307 to 1998 code for a protein of 563 amino acids. NCBI's taxonomy places the organism in Eukaryota, Metazoa, Chordata, Aves, Passeriformes, Corvidae. The record is from RefSeq and is a predicted model, not a curated record. The transcript is spliced from 14 exons.
ACAACUCCCGGACCGCGGCGCCUGCGCACCCGGGGCCGAGGCGGGCGGGGCCGCUCCGUGUGCCCGGGACGGGGCACCGUCUGCGGGCGCAGAAACAACCCGCGCCGCCGCGCAUUGGUAAUGGGGACUGAAAGAGGAGGCUACAUUCACACCAAGGUGGCGAAUCUUGGUGAUAAUAUCCAGUGAGUUCCAAGUUUGGAGGUUAUUUUGAGAUUAUAAUGAAACUGGCUCUUAGAGAAUGCUUCAAUCAAAAAGAAAAUUAGAAAGCCCACCUGGCAUUUGCUGUGGUCAAACAGAGGGACCAACAUGUCAUUCAGUCAAAUGAGACCUCGAACAUCACAGCUGAUGGAGCUUCAUGUUUUUUAUGUCCCAGCAGAAGUGUGGAACUUCAAGCUGAAUACAGUUCCUGUAGCUCUUACUAGCAAAUUCAUCUCAGCUGGAUUUAUAAGGGUGUCUCCUCACAUCACAUUAAGAGUGCUGCGGGAGAAGCUUGGAGAAUACCUGGGUGGAGUGAUAGUUGCAGAUAAAUUCAAAUUUUUAAAAUGCAUUGGGAAAAAACUAGUAGUGGUGAAAGCAAAGCAGGAAACAGAGCUGGAACUGAAGUCAUUUGCUCCUCCUUAUGCACUUUAUCCUGAAUUGUAUUUAUUACCUGGAGUGGGGUAUUUUGAAGAUGUUUAUCCAUUACCAUCAUCGACUCAACAAAAACAUCACUUUAUUGAAGAAGCUAAUAGGUUUGGUCUUGGAUCAAGAUUAUCCAGUCUUUGCCAACAGAAACCUGAAAAAAGCAAACCAUUUUUAGAAAGUGUACAAAGCAGAUGUCAGGUAGAAAGUCUGGAAGUGCCCAGUCCUGUGGAAUGGGGUGAGAAAGAACCUGUUCCAGUUUCACACACAAACAAUAAGCAAGACAAUAACAACAGCAUUCAAGAAAACCAGUUUGGAGAAAAAGAUCAAAGUGGAUCUGAUGGACCUUUCUUCACACCAAGUCAUUCAAAUCCUGCAGAUCAGGAGUCUGGAAAGUGUGACCUGGUGUUACAGAGCUCUGAGCAGAAUCAUCUCAGCCAAGAUCAAGAAGACUGUGAUGCUCCUAAGUGGAAUGACAAAUCCAAAGGAACUGCUCUUACUCAUGUAAACCAUGGUGAUGAACAAGGCCAGGAUAACCAAAGACUCCAAAAUCACAUUAAGUAUCAAAAGGAACUAACAAACAUAGAAAACAGUGAGCACCAAAAAGAAACCAAAUUAAGAAGAAACAGAACACAGGAUGCUGAAAUUUUUGAAAUAAUGGAAGACCAAACUACAGAUUAUGUCCACAAAAAACAAAGAUUGCAGCAAAACAGAACUAAGAAGACUAGAGCUGAUCUUGGUGAAAAACUGGAUAAUCAGGCAGAUGAAAACAAGCAAAAUCAUCUUACUUGUCCAAAAGAGUAUAUUUCACCUCCUAGUCCACCUUUUUUGGCGCUUACUGUAAAUCCAGUUCAAGUUCCUGUAAUUCAGGCAGCAAAAAACAAGAUGGCAGAACAAUUGCAACAAAUGAAGAAAGACAGAAGGCACAUGGAAAAAUCUAGAGAAGAGCUGAUCAAAAAAGCUAAAGGGCUGCUGGAACAAAAUAAGCUGAGGAGAUACCAUGUUCGUGAGGAAUGGAAAAAGAAGUACUUUGAAACUAAGAAAGCUACAGUUUCACUGGAGGACACUUUAAAUAAACUGCGGCAAGAUUUAGAGCUUUACCACCAGAAAUUGCUCUUGCAAUUGGAAGCCAGAGCUAGCCGACAACGACAAAACAAUACAACAAACUCCAAGAAUUACACAAUCAUCCAGAUUGCUACAGUGCAGCAUGAACUCGAUCAGCUGAGGAAGAAGCUAGAUGAUACAAAAAUGAAACUCAUAAUAGAAAUUAAGAUGAGAAAGCAGGCAGCAUCUGACUUACGAGCACUGAGAGCGGAACUGACACAGAAGAAGAUUCAUUCAGCUUUAAUUCUCCAGUCCAGAAAAUCAGGAAUUUAAGAAGAUGACGUGACUAACAUCUGUAAAGUCUACAGCAGCUCUCUAGUGUAUGUAGAAGAGAAUUUCAGAGCAUUUGUUUGUAUGUUCUUGAAGGUAUUUUGUAAAAAGACAUCAACUAUAUAAAUGUUGUGGAAUUUGGGUACUAGGCUACUGAGGUAAUGCAGCUCACUUCUUUUUAAAUCUCACUUACUGUAAGAUUAGUCAGCUCCUUAAACAUACAGUUCAAGCUAGUAAUGUGUCUAAAACUAAGAUGUUAUUUUUAAAGUGCAAAUUAGUUAAUUGUGUAACAUCCCAGUGGUAUGCUGAUGUUCUUUGAUUAACUACAUAGCUACUAAGCAAAUAAACCUAAAAUCCAUAACCUCCUGUUCUUUUCAGGCACACACACUACAUUUUUGAGAAAUUAUUAAAAUGCAGUUUCUAUAGAAUUACAGCAACAGUAAUCCUUUAUUUAGCUAUUUACUGGAAUAUGUUUUUGGCAUUGUAAGUAUGCCUAUCUAUAAAUUAGCAAUGUAUCAUUACUGUAUUACUAUGAAGCAUAAACAAAAUCUCAGAUAAUCUCACUUUAUUUCAUAUCUAGCUGGUUUUGUUCCCUCUUUUAUUAGGAAAGCCACUUGGACAUUAGCUGUCUUCUGUAGUUCGAAAGCUUGCCUGAAAGCUUUCUUGUGGACCAGUAUAAUGAUGAUCCUGGUCCACCUUACACUCUUGCAUAUUCUGUCUUUCCUCAAUUCCAAGGUCAUGCAUGUGCUGAGAUUAACAAUUCUCUGAAAGAGGAAUCAGAAACCUCUUCAUAGGAAUUUUUUUCUAGCUUUUGUAUUUGCCUCUUUGCAAACCAGGUGUUAUUAUAUUAAGCAGAAGAAUAACAUGUUAGGAAUUAAUCUCAGCUAAAAGGCUGUCAAGGCUGUAUUUAUUACUGGAAGUGAAACACUCAUGGGAAAUAAGUUAUAGGAUAAGAAAAUUAUGCAGCUCUCAAAAGAACUAACUUAGAAAUGUCUUGAGUCGAACCACCCAUUAUCCAAUUUAUUUUCUAAAAAAUAGGACUUAACAAAGAUUUUAAUGCCAAAGGAUUAAAUAAAUUAUUAAAACUACACCCACUUUUGCUCAAUUCAGGGUUGAAGCUCACAUUUUCUAUUUCAGAAUUGUGUCUUGUAUCUUAAAUAAGAGCAGGCUAUGAGCUACUGGAAAAUCAGAACCUAAAUUUAAAAUAUAAUGUUAUCAAUUAAUGA